CGCCUACGACGCGGUUAUAAUACUUUUCUGGAAAAGAAAAAAAUAGUUAAAGCGGUUGUGAGUCGCGAAAAGAAACGGUGAGGACGCUCGUUAUUCGGAAUGGACCUUCUUCCCCCCUAAACCCUAAUUCCAAACCAAAUUUCUCGAAGAACCACCGCUUGAAAUCCUCGUCGAAGCUCCCAUAGUCUAUGGCUUCGACUCGUCUUGCUUGAGGGGCUCUCGAAAGGAUCAAAAAGCGUUUUUUGCCCUUUUUCUGAACCACAAAUGGUUUGGGAUUUUUUGAUCAAUUGAACAGCAAGGAGAAGGAAAGAUAGAGAUUCAUUGUCGUGCGGAUUACUUGCAAGAUGCGGCUUGGGCUGAUUUCGUGGAUGAAUAGGAGAGUGGUCGAUCCUCUCUUACAAAUUGUCAGAAAGGGUGCUGAACCAAAGCAAUUGGCAUUUUCUGCUGCUCUUGGAACUACAUUGGGAUUGUUCCCAAUAUGUGGGGUCACUGUGUUUCUUUGUGGAUUGGCUAUUGCAGUACUUAGAAGUCGUUGUCAUGCUCCAACAGUAAUGCUAGCUAACUUUAUAGCUACUCCGAUUGAGUUGAGCCUGGUAAUACCGUUUUUGCGCUUGGGAGAAUUUAUUUCUCAUGGCCCCCACUUUGCUUUAACAUCUGACGCAUUGAAAAGGGUGUUGACUGGCCAAGCCUCAAGAGAAGUAUUAGUUUCUGUAUAUCAUGCGCUGUUAGGCUGGAUUGUUGCGGCUCCUUUCAUCCUUGGUGCCCUUGAUGUGGUCUUCAUACCAUGUUUCAGUUAUUUGGUCCGAAGGUUCAGUCCUGUACCAUCAAGUCCACCGACUCUCCUACAUUCCCUCUCUGAGGUCAAGAUCAAGGUAAGGGAUGUCUAGUUUCUCCAGUGUGGAGUGACUCCCUCUGUAUAUUAACCCUUUAAGAGGACACCUGGACAUGCUUCUUGAUAUUCCAACAAGAAAGUGGUUCUUA
Elaeis guineensis (African oil palm) is the source of this 981-nucleotide messenger RNA. RefSeq lists its product as uncharacterized. Gene Ontology annotation, cellular component: intracellular membrane-bounded organelle. NCBI's taxonomy places the organism in Eukaryota, Viridiplantae, Streptophyta, Magnoliopsida, Arecales, Arecaceae. The record is from RefSeq and is a predicted model, not a curated record.